AUGAACAAUAUCCCAUUAAGGGGUCACAGAGAUGAUGUAUCUAUCUUCACAGAAGACAGUGACGAUAAAUCAGUAACAAAAGGUAAUUUUAAAGUAUUGUUAAGAUUUCAGAUUGAUGCUGGUGACAAAAUCCUUGAGAGCCAUUUGCAGACUGCUGGAAAAAAUGCUACUUUUAUUAGCAAAACUACGCAGAAUGAUUUAAUCACAUGCUGUGGUGAAAUUUUGCAAACUAAAAUUGUUGACAAAAUGAAAAUGUCAAAAUUUUACAGUAUAUUAGCUGAUGAAACAACAGAUAUUAGCAUUUCAGAACAGCUUUCAUUCUGUGUUCGGUACCUUGACACAGGUAACUGCUGUGUAGAAGAAAGAUUUCUUGGUUUUACCAAAGUAGUAAAUAUGACUGGUGAAGCUUUGAGUGACACUAUCAUUGAGUUUUUGAAAAGUGCAAAUCUGGAUAUUGCAUACCUCCGUGGACAAGGCUACGAUGGUGGUGCAAACAUGAGUGGAUUGCUUAAAGGAGUACAAGCACGAAUUUUGAGAAUGCAGCCUCUUGCUAUUUACACUCAUUGUGCUAAUCACAGGUUAAAUUUAGCUUUAAAUAAGGCAAGUACUGUUACAAGUAUUCGCAAUACGGUUGGCCUAAUAGGAAACAUUAACAAUUUUUUACGAGAAUCUGCAUCUAGAACGCAUCUGCUGAGUGACAAAAUUAGUGAAAUGUUGCCUUCUCAGAAAGCUGUAAAGGCCAAGAAGCUUUGUGAAACUCGCUGGGUUGAGAGGCAUGAUGGUAUUUUACAUUUUUUAGAAAUACUACCUGCAGUUGUUGGUGUACUAGAAGAUAUUGGUAACAGUACAAGUACAAACGCAGCAAGCAAUGCCCAGUCACUGUUGGCAGUAAUUUGCAAAUUUGAGUUUUUGGUAAGCUUAAAAAUUUUGAGUAAAAUUUUUGCCAUAACACUACCACUUUCUGUCCAACUGCAAACUGUGAACGUAGACUUUGGAAAGUCUGUUGAAAUGGUUGAAUUUGUGAAAUCUGCAUUAUGUAGAAUCAGACAACAUUCAGAGGAUGAAUUUAAAAUUCUAUUUGGGCAGACAAAGGUUGUUGCAGACAAUCUAGACGUGGAAGUAAAACUUCCAAAAGUCAGAAAUGUGCACCAACACCGAGCUAAUUUGACAGAAAUGGAAGACUAUUUUCGUGUUAACACAUUCUUACCUUAUCUGGACUAUCUGAUUUCAGAGUUGGAAUCCAGAUUUUCACAAGAUAAUACCUCACAUAUGGCAAAACUCCAAAAAAUAAUUCCAAAAUAUUAUUUUGAGUCAGACACAUCAGAUGCAGACAUACUGGAGGCAGCCAAAAAAUAUGAGUCAGAUUUACCAUCCACUGUACAGGUACUUGAAGGAGAACUGAAAUUAUGGAGGGAGUUUUGGGCAAUGAAGUCUGAAAAAGUUGAUACAGCAAUGGAAGCUUAUAAAUUAGCAUCUAUAUUUCCUAACAUCAGGACCCUAUUGAUAAUUCUGUGUGUGAUACCUGUUACCACUGCAACAGCUGAACGAUCUUUUAGCUCAUUGAAAAGAAUUAAAACAUACUUAAGAUCAACAAUGGGUCAGGAAAGACUCAAUGGUUUGGCCAUGCUAAAUAUACAUAACGAUAUUGAAUUAGCCCCAGAAGAGGUUCUAGAUGUAUUUGCUGUAAAACAUUCACGAAAACUUCAAUUGCAGUUCAUUUAA
Molecule: messenger RNA, 1722 nt
Organism: Pseudophryne corroboree (corroboree frog)
Lineage: Eukaryota; Metazoa; Chordata; Amphibia; Anura; Myobatrachidae
Product: 52 kDa repressor of the inhibitor of the protein kinase-like
Exons: 1
Coding region: 1-1722 (573 amino acids)
Molecular function (GO): protein dimerization activity
Source: RefSeq, a predicted model, not a curated record